CGGAUCUAAAAAAGUGGAGAGAGAGGGUGAGGGUGGGCUAAAUUCCUGGUGGUUCAGUCGCUGGGCUCCUCGGUUUAUUUUCUCUCUCCUCUGUCCCUCCUUUAACGCGUUCACGCGUAGACUAGCUUGUCGCUUGUCCGUGGGUGACCACUAUAUAUAACCACCCUUCCCAUUGCUUCAUUCAGCAGGUGCAGGAGAAUUAAUCUCUCUUUUGUUUGUGUUCUCUGCAUCUGUACCCUACCACCACUUUUUCCGUUUACGCAAAUCACCCCAACACCACCAAUAAUCAAGAUCCAUUUUUCGAUUAGGAAAGGAAACACUAAAAUGCCGCCGCUGGAAGACGAGACCUUCCCCUCAACGCCGGGCAAAUUCAAGAUCGAGCGUGCCCACACCAUGAACCGCCAGCUCUACCGCUGUUUCGCCUCCACAAGUACCAUGUUUCUAUGGGCUCUCUUUCUCAUCGCCCUCACCGCCUCCUACCUCAGCUUCCAGGGUUUCGUCGAUUCCGGUAGCCGCUAUCUCUCCGCCUCCUGGGGCGGGAUCCAGUGGGAGAAGCAGGUCCGCACAUCCGCCCAGAUCCACCGCCAGGGAGGCAUGUCUGUACUGGUAACGGGCGCAGCCGGUUUCGUCGGAUCCCACGUCUCCCUCGCCUUGAAACGACGCGGAGAUGGCGUCGUUGGCUUGGACAACUUCAACGACUACUACGACCCCUCCCUCAAGAAAGCCCGCAAAUCGCUGCUCAACACGCACGAGGUCUUCAUCGUCGAAGGCGACGUCAACGACGCCAAGCUUCUCGCCAAGCUCUUCGACGUCGUGGCCUUCACGCACGUCAUGCACCUGGCCGCACAGGCCGGCGUGCGCUACGCCAUGGAGAAUCCCCAAUCCUACGUCCACAGCAACAUCGCGGGCCUCGUCACGCUUCUCGAGACCUGCAAAUCGGCCAACCCUCAGCCCGCCAUCGUCUGGGCCUCCUCCAGUUCCGUCUACGGGCUCAACGAGAAGGUCCCCUUCUCCGAAUCGGACCGCACCGACCAGCCCGCUAGCCUCUACGCCGCCACCAAAAAAGCCGGCGAGGAAAUCACCCACACUUACAAUCACAUUUACGGAUUGUCGAUCACCGGUUUGAGGUUCUUCACUGUGUACGGACCCUGGGGGAGACCCGACAUGGCUUACUUCUCUUUCACCCGCAAUAUCUUACAGGGGAAACCCAUCACCGUCUACCGCGGUAAAAACCACGCCGACCUCGCUCGCGAUUUUACCUACAUUGAUGAUAUCGUGAAGGGGUGCCUUGGCUCCUUGGAUACCGCUGGCCAGAGUACCGGGUCGGGUGGGAAGAAACGGGGACCCGCUCCUUAUCGGAUAUUUAACCUCGGGAACACUUCGCCCGUUACCGUGCCCACUCUUGUGAGUAUCUUGGAGCGACAUUUGAAGGUUAAGGCGAAGAGGAAUAUCGUGGACAUGCCUGGAAACGGCGACGUUCCGUUUACUCACGCGAAUAUUAGUUCCGCCCGGAGAGAAUUCGGAUACAAGCCAACCACCGAUUUGCAAACCGGGUUGAAAAAGUUCGUCAAGUGGUACCUUUCCUAUUACGGCUACAAUCACGGCAAAUCUGUAAAUUAAUUUUGUUUCCCUUUUUUUUUUCGGGAGGGUUUUUUCUUUUUUAGUACGGUAGUCUUUUAUGUCACAGAUUAAAAACAGACAGUGUAAAAAAAAAAAAAAGGGAAAGAACCCCUGGUGUGGUAGAAGAACAAGGGAAACCAGACUUAAUGGAUCCGAGAGAGAAGAAAAGAGGAGAAGGAUAAGAGUAAGAGUAGAUUCUUUACUUAGGAGGCCAGCUAAAGCAGCUGUUGUUUCUUCCUUUAUUUCUUUUCUUUUUUUGGUAUUAAUUGGUGUUUUCUUUUUUACAUUUUCUUUUUCUGUAAAGAAAGAAAGUUCAAGUUCAUCCUUCA
Molecule: messenger RNA, 1949 nt
Organism: Vigna unguiculata (cowpea)
Lineage: Eukaryota; Viridiplantae; Streptophyta; Magnoliopsida; Fabales; Fabaceae
Gene: GAE1
Product: UDP-D-glucuronate 4-epimerase 1
Source: RefSeq, a predicted model, not a curated record